Messenger RNA from Ipomoea triloba (trilobed morning glory), 857 nucleotides. RefSeq names its product H/ACA ribonucleoprotein complex subunit 2-like protein. Gene Ontology annotation, cellular component: nucleolus; box H/ACA snoRNP complex. NCBI's taxonomy places the organism in Eukaryota, Viridiplantae, Streptophyta, Magnoliopsida, Solanales, Convolvulaceae. Gene Ontology annotation, biological process: rRNA pseudouridine synthesis; snRNA pseudouridine synthesis. The transcript has 5 exons. Gene Ontology annotation, molecular function: box H/ACA snoRNA binding. The record is from RefSeq and is a predicted model, not a curated record. Bases 284 to 757 code for a protein of 157 amino acids.
CCCUAAAUCAGAUCUGCUCAUCUUCUCGCCUUCUAAGUUCUACGCUUCUCCACUCCACAGUCUGCCCUCGCUAAUCACUUCGCUGUUCUCGCCUCUCGGCUCUUGGUUUUUGUUUCUCCGUCCUCGGACGCCAACGCCCUAGCUCCUCUCCCUGUCUCCCUCACACUCUGCGGACUGCGGCCGACGCCCUCACUCCUCUCACCUAGUCACCUAACCUCGGUCUCGCUGGAAGCCUGGUCGCCCCUCAGCCAGUCACUCCUCAGUAAGACAGAGAGAGAGAGAGAUGGGAAGCGACAGCGAAAUAGAGAAAAGUGCGCAGAAGGAGAGGGAGAAGAAGAAGGUCUUGGCCCUCGCCCCUAUUGCAAAACCAUUAGCCGGUAAAAAGCUCAGCAAGCGCACUUUCAAACUCGUCCGACGAGCUGCGGAGCUCAAGUGCUUGAAGAGAGGUGUGAAGGAGGUGGUCAAAAGCAUUCGUCGUGGCCACAAAGGGUUUUGUGUGAUUGCGGGGAACAUAUCUCCAAUUGAUGUGAUCACCCAUGUUCCUAUCCUAUGUGAAGAAUCUGAUAUACCAUAUGUUUAUGUUGCAUCAAAAGAAGAUCUUGCAAAUGCUGGAGCUACAAAAAGGCCAACAUGCUGUGUAUUGGUGUUAACAAAGCCUGCUAAAGGAGAACUCAGCCCGGAGGAUCAAGAAAAAUUGAAAGGAGAUUAUGAUCAGGCUGUGGCCGAAGUUCGUGAGCUAACAUCAUCUAUGUUUUGAAAUUUUAUGGUUUUGAAGUUUGUACUUAGAAAUGUACUCUGCUUCAUUUGUUAGUGAUUGCUAAAUUAUCAUCUUUUUAAUCUGGUUUGCUUGCUGGGAA